UCACGGUCGUGAACAUUGGUUGAGGACCGUGAUCUUCAGCAAAGGUGCACCAUUUUACUUAUGCACUUCAUGGUCCAAGGCGAGUGUUCACGGUCCAGCGAACAGUCGAGGUCCAGUGAGGUGUGCAAAAACCUUCUGGAACCAUUGUGAUUCACGGUCGGGGCGCGAUCUUCACGGUCUUGGUGGCCGUGAAUUCAUGGAUUCAACCGUAAUCUGCCGCUGUCCUCUCCUUUUGACCCGUUUUUGCUCCUUUUCAUCCAACUUUCGUUUCCGGGGUUGAUUUACCUGCUAGGAUCUUAAACAUAGCAAAACAAAGCAUGACCUAGCGUAAAAUCAACCCCCAUUGGGUGAAAUCGCCUCAAACAUCUAAGGAAAAAAUGAGGUAAAAUGUGUGCAUUUUGACCCGAAUAAAAAUGUUAUUAACCCUAUAUAAAUUUCGUUACAAAAUUUUUAGAAGCAAUCAUGGGAAUACUUGAGGAAGCCUUAAUCUCCCUCCAAACACUCUAGUUGCACCACCAAAAAAAACAAAACCACUUUUUCACACGCUCACAUCCUAAAUAAUAAGUAAUAACACCAAUGAUCAUCAUUCGAUUGCCUUGGUUAGGGGAGUACAUAUCGAUUAUAUUGGUGAUCCAUCAAUAGUAGAAAAAUUAGUCAUUCGCUAGGCCAUCCAGCGGUGUCUGGAUUGUGGUCUAAGCAGGUUCGUUUUGAAGGGGACGUGAAGGUGGUCAUUGAUAAGAUAAACCAAGCCGAUAAACAAGAUAAUCACUUUGAAGUCAUUCUCAAGGAAGUUUUUUGUUUGUUGGCAAUUAUAAUGGUCUUAAUGUAUGAUUUGUUGGUCGGAAUAGCAAUAUGGUAGCCCACUUGGUGACUAGUAAGACCAUUUCUUUGUACCCGACAACGUGUCGUUCUUUUAAUUUUCUUUCCUGGUUUUAUAUCUGAGUGUAAUGUGUUCGAUCUCUUUCUAAUCAAUAUAAAUUAUCUUUUGUAAAAGAAAUUAAAUUAUCUAAAAUUAACUUUGGACAGAAAAAUAAACAAAAACUAUAACAACAAAUUUCAGAAAUCCUUAUUGUCCAAAGAGAAAAGAAAGAUAGAAAAAUAGACAAACGUGAUGGCAUCCCAAAAUAAACCCGAACCAAAUGGUUCUCUUUUCCAAAUCCCACACUUGAGCACUAUAGGCUUUAUAGCUAAUCCUUUCUCUUCAUAUUAGUACAAUUUAUUUUUCAUCUGCGAUCUUAUCAUACCACAUGCCCACAAUAUGUUACAAUUAAAGAUACCAUAUCGUCAUUUAUGACUUUGAAUGAAAAUUAAUCACAAGAUUCUGAGAACCAAUCAAUAAAAUAUUAGUUAAUUACCAUACAUUAGACUAAUAUUAGUUAAUUUCAAUUGUUUUUUUUUUCCCUUCUUCCAAUUGUUGGUGCUCCUCUCCCUCUAAACACUCUGUGGCACUAGAAAAACAUAACAAAAUUUGAAGAAAUUCUUGUGAUAUUUCAAUCUUUUUCUAACAUAAAUAUUAUUCUUUUUGUGGGUGCACCAUAGUAACAUCCUAACAGAUCACUCGUCUCCCCACUAUUCCAAACUAAGCACGUUCUAAAGAGGUCACUCGUCUCCCCCAUUUCUCUCCUUCAAUCAAACUCAAAGACAUCAAACAGUUUUGAUCUCCUCUUCUUUCUUAUUUCUUCUUCCUCUAAUCUUCUUCUUAGCUCGGUACAGUUCCCUUCCAAUAUAAAGAAACCAUGUCCAUGCGACCACCAUUUUUUGCAUCAAUUGCAAUCUUAGAUAUUGGGUUCCUCCAUUUUUUUGCCUUUCUCUUUUUUCUCUCUACUUCAGCUUUUAAUUCGGUUUAAUUAGUCUUCCUUUUUGUUUGCUUGGCGUUAAGUAACAGCUUGACAUUGAAACAGUCUAAAAUUAGGGAGCAAAAAAAGAGGAGCAUUAAGUUUUUUUUUUUUUCUUUUACUUUUGGGAUUUCAGUUAAUAAAGAAAGAGGGAGAGAGUUGAAGAGAUUAUUCUCAAGACAAAGUAGUGAGUGCUUCCAUUUGCUUUUUUCAUCAGUUUGGUAAGCCUGAUUCAAUCGCAGAAAAAACUGUCACAUCUCUAGAGAAAAACUAUUGUUCCUCCUUUUUUCCCUCUGAUUCAAUCGCAGUCUAGUAGAGAAAUCAACUAUCAAGCUUCGAGAUUUGUUUUCUCUCUGCUUCUUGAUCUCGAUUGUGCUUUCCACCAUUUCUUGUUCCUUCCAAGUUCAUAACGAAAUGUCACAUUGUCCUGCAAUUUUGGAGCUUCUAGUUUUGAGCUUGAGCUAUUGCUCCUAAUCUUCCUUCUUUCCUUUGCUGAUCUUCUUUUCCAUCCGGGUUAGAUUUGGGUUUCGAUUAAAAAGAAAAGAGGAGAAUAAUCUUGAGGCCAAAGAUCAUGGAGCCAAAUCAGAAGAAGAAGUUCAUUUGCAAGUUCUGCAACAAGAGGUACCCAUGUGGGAAGUCAUUGGGAGGCCAUAUCAGGAUCCAUCAGAAUUCCAAUUAUUCGACCGAUGAUUUCGAUGAUGAAGCAGCUAAGCUCAACAUGAACAAUGCCAAGAAGGAUUCUUCAACUGAUGCUGCGGGUUACAUUCUUAGGGAGAACCCAAAAAAAACCAGAAAGUUUGAAACUGAUGUCAACAAUCCUGCUGCAGCAGGCUUGUCACUCCAGGAUAAGAUUUGCAAAGAAUGUGGCAAAGGCUUUCAAUCCCUCAAGGCAUUGUGUGGUCACAUGGCUUGUCACUCGAGAAACUAUAACUACGAUGAUCAAUCCGACACGAGUGACAAGUUGAAGGAUUUUGUGAUGGAUGAUCAAUCUGAUACUGAGACUUCAGCUCCAAGCAAGAGAAGGAGAUCCAAGAGAAUGAUGAGGUACAAAAAUGUUGGUCUAUAUAAUUCUUCCUCUACUAAUACCUCCUCUCCUGUUGUUGCUACUGCUGCUGCUGCCCCUCCUUCUAGGAAUGACUCUGGUUCUUUCUCAUCUUUGGCCUCUGAUCUGGAGCAAGAGCAAGAAGAUGUAGCUAGGUGUUUGAUGAUGUUGUCAAAGGACUCUAGUUUGAAAGGCUGUUUGAGCUACGUUGGUGAUUCUUCUGACAACAAUUCUGUUGUUUUGGAGGCCAAGUCUUCUUGCCUUACCAAGAUGAGAAUGAGGGUGAAGAAUAAUAAUAAUAACAAUAAUAGUUCGAGUUGCUACGAGGAAGAUGAUGAUGCGGGUGGUGAUGGUGACAACAGCUUUCUGGAGAUGAAAAUAGCUAGGAAGAAGAAGCAGCAUCAACAAAGGCAGGUAGUGAUUUCUUCUGAGAAUGACGAUGCUGGUGGUGGUGGUGAUGGUGGAUAUGAUUCUGCAAAUUCUGAUUCUGACUACUUCAAUUAUGGGCCUAAGAAGGUUGUUGAACCAGAGGUAGUUUCCUUCCAUGGUUCCACUGCAAGGUUUGCUAGAGUUGAGAUGAGAUCAGGGUUUGAGGAGAGCAAUAAUGAUGCAAAGAGAAAAGGCUCUACCAAAAUUGCUGCUGCUGCUUCUGGUGCAAUGGGAGCUCAACAACAAAGGAGAAGCAAUAUCCACUACAAGAGAGGCAGAGAUGAAAAUCUGUAUGAGAGUGGAGAGAACAACUUGGAGACUGAGAAUGUGGCCAGCAGCAAGAAGGCGAUUAAGUCGAGCAAUGGUGGUGGUGGGAAGAACCCUCAAGGAAAGACCAGCAAGUUCUUAUCCUCAUCAGCAGCAGCAGCCAAAAAGGUGAAAACCCAUGAGUGUCCAUUUUGCUCAAAGGUGUUUAGGUCAGGUCAAGCCUUGGGAGGGCACAAGAGGUCCCAUUUUGUUGGAGCAGCUGAUGAUGCAACAGUGGUUAUUAAGCAACAAGUUGGACUCAUUGAUCUCAACCUCCCAGCUCCUGUGGAAGAAGAACAACACCAUCAUCAACAAGAAGCUCAAAAUGGGUUUGUGACCUGGUAAUCAAAUUCAAAGAAACAAACAACAACCACCUUUAUGAACCAAGGCCAAUUCUCAGAAGGCGAGGAAAAACAAAAAAGGGAAUGGAUAUAAAGAUGGGAGCUUUGGUUUGGAAUUUGGUUUCUUGUGAAAAGGGUCAGAAAUAUUUUCUGUGAGGACAAUGAUGGCAGAGUGUACAGACAAAUAGACAGGACAGCUUACA
Linum trigynum is the source of this 4156-nucleotide messenger RNA. NCBI's taxonomy places the organism in Eukaryota, Viridiplantae, Streptophyta, Magnoliopsida, Malpighiales, Linaceae. The record is from the annotation of a GenBank genome assembly.